AUGUCAACAAAUGGUGACUCCCUCACCAUUGAUGUCUACCACCAAGCUGUAUUUUGUUCUAAUCCCUUCGUUUACUUCCAUCAUAAGAAAGCAUCUCUUACAAAUCUAGACGUAUGUAACAUGGAUUUCAAGGUCUUCAAGACCUACCUCCAAAAUUUGAUCAAUAAUAGAUGUCGGGAUGUGUAUUAUUGUCGUAAAAAUCGGUCCCUCGUGGAUGGGUUGAGGGAGCUCAGAGAUGAAGAAGCUAUUGAUAAGGUAAAAAAACAUCUUAUUCACGAUCCAUUUUGCCCCUGUUAUUCAAACUAUGUAAAAAUAGACCAUUUUGCCCCUGCUAUUAAACCUGUUCUUAAAACUGCGUAA
Messenger RNA from Lactuca saligna, 360 nucleotides. The record is from the annotation of a GenBank genome assembly. NCBI's taxonomy places the organism in Eukaryota, Viridiplantae, Streptophyta, Magnoliopsida, Asterales, Asteraceae.